Messenger RNA from Fusarium odoratissimum NRRL 54006, 810 nucleotides. RefSeq lists its product as uncharacterized. Gene Ontology annotation, molecular function: phosphoric diester hydrolase activity. The record is from RefSeq and is a predicted model, not a curated record. Gene Ontology annotation, biological process: lipid metabolic process. The transcript is spliced from 3 exons. NCBI's taxonomy places the organism in Eukaryota, Fungi, Ascomycota, Sordariomycetes, Hypocreales, Nectriaceae. Bases 1 to 810 code for a protein of 269 amino acids.
AUGCAACUUUCAUUGAUAUUGGCUUUUGCUACGGCAACUUCAGCAGCAUGCAAUGGUCAUGAUGAACUUUGCAGGCGUAAAUAUUCGGAUAUCACUUUCAUUGGGACGCACAACAGCGCUUUUGUUGGAAAGCUUCCAGUUCACAACCAAUACAUCUCAGUCGCAGAACAACUCGACUUAGGCGUACGAUCCUUACAGGCUCAGACACAAGACAAGGAUGGCGAUAUACAGAUGUGCCACACUCACUGCUGGGAAUUGGACGCUGGGCUAUUGCAGGACUAUCUAGAAGAGAUAUCAGAAUGGGUCGGAAAAAACCCAGAUGAGGUCGUGACGAUAUUGCUGACGAACAUUGACGCCCUACCGAUCGAAAAGUUCGAUGAAGCUUUCAGCAGUGCAGGGUUAAAAGACCUUGUAUUUCGUCCCAAGACGAAGCUUUCCCGAGACGAGUGGCCAACUCUGCAAAAGCUUCUUGAGGAUAGAACUCAACUUGUUGUGUUUAUGGAUUACAACAUGGACGAGGGCAGAGUCGACUACAUACUUGAUGAGUUCGACUAUUUCUGGGAGACCCCAUUCGGUGAAUCUAACUCCUCGUUUCCAACCUGUGAGGUUGACCGGCCGGAAAAGGGGGAUCCAACCCAACUCAUGGGGAUCAUGAAUCAUAUGUUGAACUACGACGUCCUGGGCAUUGUCAUCCCAAAUCAAGCCGAUGCAAAAAAGACGCAAUUCAGAGUAUUCUAUCCAAAAACAGAUAGGCCUUUGCGAGGACAACUGGGGCAGGCGACCGAAUGUCGUUCUUCUGGAUUGGGUUAA